CUGCCAAUUAAGAUGUCAGAGAUGUAUGACGUAGCUAAGUAAUCUCUCAGAGAGCCUGUCUGGGUAUAAAAAGAGAGAUCCAUAAUCCUAAUGAGCAUGUAGCUGAGUUGGAGUUGUCAGGUAGCGCAACACAAGAUUCCCACGUAAGUCAAUUUGCCACGAGAGACCUGAUACAACAAAGAAAGCAAAAACACAAGAAAGUAAAAGCGGUGAUUUAGAUUUCAAAUACAUCAUGGGAAACAGCAAGAGCAGCGCUUUGUCUAAGGAGAUUCUGGAGGAUCUAAAAAUGAACACCAAAUACAGUGAGGCUGAGCUCAGCGCUUGGUACACCACGUUCCUGAAAGAGUGCCCUAGUGGGCGCAUUAGUAAGGAGCAGUUUGAGGGCAUCUAUGCUAGCUUCUUUCCUGAUGCUGACCCCACUGCGUAUGCAAGGCACGUUUUCCGCAGCUUUGACCUCAACGCUGAUGGCACUCUGGAUUUUAAGGAGUACAUAAUUGCAUUGCAUUUAACGUCCUCAGGCAAAACUCUGCACAAACUCGAGUGGGCUUUUGCUCUGUAUGAUGUCGAUGGUAAUGGAACCAUCAGCAAAAAUGAAGUCCAGGAGAUUGUGAAGGCAAUUUUCAAUAUGAUUCCUGUUGAGGACCAGACAAAACUUCCAGAGGAUGAGAACACACCAGAAAAGAGAGCAGACAAAAUAUGGAAUUUUUUCCAAAAGAAAGAAAAUGAUAAGAUCGCAGAAGGCGAGUUCAUUCAGGGAGUGAUGGACAACAAAGACAUUUUGAGGUUGAUACAGUUUGAUGAGCCAAAGAAGAUACAGGACAAACUGAAGGAGAAGAAGUUAUAACAUUCACACUGCUUUCUCCUGAGACUGCUCUUUUCCUGUUUACACAGCUAAACUCCUAUGCCACUCUGGCACACUUUUGCUCAAGAGGAUCGUGUGUGUGUGUGUGUGUGUGUGUGUGUGUGUGUGUGUGUGUGUGUGUGUGUGUGUGUGUGUGUGUGUGUGUGUGUGUUUGUGGGGUGCAUGUGUACUGUCUAACACAGCAGAACUACAUCCCUGACCAAUCGUCUGUAUUUCUAUCGCACAAAUUAUUCAAGCCCAUUCGACCCACUAUAGGGCCAUGCAUGUACGCAAUUCAAUUCAAAUUCAUUACUUAAGAAUCUACUAUGUUUUUAUUUGUUUUAUUUGUUUCUAAUAACAUGGAUGUAUAGAGAAGGGAAUGAGAAAGCAAUUAGGCUCAGAUUAGUAAUCCCCUGGCAUAAUCAAUCCUCUUAUUAUCUGAAGGUCAAUCCAGGCAAACUCUCAUUAGCCAAUGGCAGUUUUAA
Messenger RNA from Tachysurus fulvidraco (yellow catfish), 1326 nucleotides. It is a transcript of the gene rcvrna, whose product is annotated as recoverin a. The record is from RefSeq and is a predicted model, not a curated record. The transcript is spliced from 3 exons. NCBI's taxonomy places the organism in Eukaryota, Metazoa, Chordata, Actinopteri, Siluriformes, Bagridae. Gene Ontology annotation, molecular function: calcium ion binding. The coding region runs from base 233 to 844 and encodes 203 amino acids.